Messenger RNA from Protopolystoma xenopodis, 291 nucleotides. The record is from the annotation of a GenBank genome assembly. Lineage: Eukaryota; Metazoa; Platyhelminthes; Monogenea; Polystomatidea; Polystomatidae.
CUAUUUGUUGGGAUUGGAUUCCCAUAUGAGGGCCCGGCUCCUCUGGAGGCAAUAGCUCAAGGUGCUAUCUACCUCAAUCCCAGAUUCAGUCUGCCACAUUCACGUGUACAAACUGAAUUCUUCAAAGACAAGCCGACAAAUCGUAGUCUAACGAGUCAAAGUCCAUAUAUCGAAAAGGUGAUUGGAGAACCAUAUUCCUACUUGGUCGAUAUGGACAAUCUUACCCAGGUGGGAGAAGUAUUGCAAAGGAUUCGCAGUCGACCUCAGCUCUUUUUCGUUUGCCUUAUCUAG